AUGAAGGAGAGGGCGCAGGGACUGGAUUUGGCAUCGGCGUUGGAGUGUGGGGUCGGGGCAGUGCAACAUCUGGUUGUGGACGCAGAGGGAGAGGCGGUGGUGUUGCGGGGUGCGGCCUUGGCAGGGGAGGGAGAGGAAUGCCCCUCGUUGGGGAUGCUGGAGAGCAGGGGGGUGCCGGAGCUGAAUGGUCCGGCCUUGGAGGCGGAGGGAGAGGAGUGCCCCUCGGUGGGGAUGCUGGAGAGCAGGGGGUUGCUGGAGCUGAAUGGUCCGGCAUUGGAGGCGGAGGGAGAGGAGCGCCCCUCGGUGGGGAUGCUGGAGAGCAGGGUGGUGCUGGAGCUGAAUGGUCCGGCCUUGGAGGCGGAGGGAGAGCAGUGCCCCUUGGUGGGGCACCAGGAGGGCAGGGGGGUGUUGGAGCAGAGUGGUCCGGCAUUGGAGGCGGAGGGAGAGGAGUGCCCCUCGGUGGGGCACCAGGAGGGCAGGGGGAUGCCGGAGCUAGAUGGUCCGGUAUUGGGGGUGAGUAUGGAGGUGCGCCGAUGUUCGGUCCUGGAGAAAGAGAUAGUGUCUAUGCUUUUCCGGGGUCCAGAGGGUGUACCACCCUCUGGCACUGGUUUCGGCGGCGGAGCACUCACCACGCUGGGUAACCCGCGUGCACCGCCGUUUGACGUGAACACAGUCCUGCGUCAAGCCCGUGAGUGGUACCGGGCCGAGCACAUUGACACAGGGAGGACCACGAGCACUCAUGGAGUCCCAGAAGGUGAGUAUGCUGAGCAAUUCCACCCUGCAUCGGCGCUCGCUCUACCAGUGCCAGACUGCGGACAACGAGGUAACUGUGGGGCGCCAGGGGUAGACGAGCCUACAUGGGAGGAGGAUCCGGUGCCAGAGGAUGCACGGGAGGAUGCAGAUGAGGCGGAUGACGGUGAUGUUGAACCCGGCAUACACGUGCGCACCGGGUUCUAA
Molecule: messenger RNA, 957 nt
Organism: Closterium sp. Naga37s-1
Lineage: Eukaryota; Viridiplantae; Streptophyta; Zygnematophyceae; Desmidiales; Closteriaceae
Source: the annotation of a GenBank genome assembly